GGGACGAAGAUGAGAAAAAGCAGGGUGUACCGCAUGGUCUUGGCCACUUGCUUGGGCUCCUUGCUCCUGGUCAUCUUCUACUUCCAGAGCAGCCUGAACCCGGCUGCAGAAGACAGGAUAUUGAGGAUCAGCUGGCAUGGGAAAUCUGGUCGAAGUCCACUUCAGACUCUUUACAAGGGUGACCAGCUUGAGCAGUCCUCCCUGCAGGCAAUUCAUCAACACAGGAGGGAGCUGCUAAACAGUAUGUGCCAUCGAUACACCCGCAAGCGAUGUCUCCUAACUCCAGAUGACUUACGGCACCUGGUGGUGGAUGAUGUCCAUGAGAUGCUCUACUGCUAUGUCCCCAAGGUGGCUUGCACUAAUUGGAAGAGGGUCCUGAUGGUCUUGACAGGGAAGGGCAAGUACCAGGACCCCCUGGAUAUCCCAGCACAUGAAGCUCAUGUACCAGCCAACCUCCGCACUCUCUCCGAGUAUAGCACUCCUGAGAUCAACUACCGCUUGCGCAACUACCUCAAGUUCAUCUUUGUAUGGGAGCCUCUGGAACGGUUGGUUUCAGCCUACCGGAACAAAUUCACCCGUAGCUACAACACGGCAUUCCAUAAGCGCUACGGGACCAAGAUAAUCCGGCGGCACCGUCAAGACCCUAGCAGCGAAGCCCUGGAAAGUGGCCACGAUGUGUGUUUUGAAGAGUUUGUGUACUAUCUGUUGGAUCCAGAGAUAAAUAAAAUGUGCAUGCAUUUAAUGUGUUCAAUUAUAAUCCCCACAAAUUUUUCCACAGUGAGGGAGACAAGGGAAAUAUGA
Molecule: messenger RNA, 801 nt
Organism: Ahaetulla prasina
Lineage: Eukaryota; Metazoa; Chordata; Lepidosauria; Squamata; Colubridae
Product: carbohydrate sulfotransferase 11-like
Exons: 1
Coding region: 10-801 (263 amino acids)
Biological process (GO): proteoglycan biosynthetic process; carbohydrate biosynthetic process
Cellular component (GO): membrane
Molecular function (GO): sulfotransferase activity
Source: RefSeq, a predicted model, not a curated record